CAAGGCAACAACAGAUCUUUCUCUCGAAACUCAAGACCCAGAGGCCGUUCACGGCUGUCACGGACGUACCAUAACAACCCCGAUGGACCCCUCCUCAUACAUCGGGACACAGUGUCGCCUAUCGGAAGAACAUAACAAUGAAUUGCCUGAUUUGGGGUCCGCUCAAUCCAUUCCAGGGAGGCAUAUAAACCCGACCAAGUUAACAGCCUUGCUGAGGAUCAAAUUCGGCGCAGGAACGUACGAAGUGCAAAUCGUACAAAAUUCGUACUGCAUAAUCGCUCCAAGGAAACUCUCCUCAAGCGAAAUAGCCGAAUGUCGACGAAGAUGAGCGGAGCAGGUUGGGCAGGCUCGAGCGGUGAAAUUCGAGGGGAAACGGGGAAAGAAAGAAAGGGAGGAGUGCUCUGGGCGUGGUUCGGCGAA
Molecule: messenger RNA, 420 nt
Organism: Trematosphaeria pertusa
Lineage: Eukaryota; Fungi; Ascomycota; Dothideomycetes; Pleosporales; Trematosphaeriaceae
Exons: 3
Coding region: 83-328 (81 amino acids)
Source: RefSeq, a predicted model, not a curated record